Molecule: messenger RNA, 1657 nt
Organism: Rotaria sordida
Lineage: Eukaryota; Metazoa; Rotifera; Eurotatoria; Philodinida; Philodinidae
Source: the annotation of a GenBank genome assembly
AUAACACAAAAACAACUUCGACAAUUGGUUUUAUUUUGUCGCCGUGCAGUUAAUGAAAUAAAUGAUAAUGAAUUAAAACCACAAUUAGAUACAUAUUUACGAGCAUUAGUACCAUUAGAAGAAUGUCUUAAAUCACCUCCUACUCCAUCUUUACCAUCAACUCCACCUAUUAAUGAACAACAAACAGAACAUACUCAUCGACAUCAUCAUCAUCAUCAUCAUAAAAAAGCAAAUGGAGCACGAGAUACAUCAAGUCAAAAAUCUGAACGUAUUGAAAAUAUACAAUUUCCUGAAGAAGUUAUUGUUUUUACAUUAGAAUCUAGUGAUAGUGAAUGUCCCGGAAUGUUAUCUGAAGACAAAGUUUUACAAGAAAAUGAAAGAACAAAAUUAAUAAAAACAUCAAGUACAAAUGAAUUUGAUCAAUCGGCUACUGAAAAACGAUUACGUUUUCGUUUAAAUGAUAAUUAUAGUGUUGGUAAUAUAAGUGAUAAUUUGGAAGGUCUUGAAGGUAUAAGUGAAGGUGCUGCAUCAACAGGCAAUUUAAGUGUUACAUCAUCAUGUGACGAUCUUGAUAAAGCAACAAAUGAAAUUGAAACUGAUCAAUUAUUUGAUAAUGCAUCAGUUAGUGGAAGAGCAACACCAAAUUUAUCUGGUCGUGAUACACCUUCGUCACAUAUUAGUCUUGAUAGUAGUGAUCGACGAACAACAAGUACAAAUAAUGCUCAUGUUCAUACACAAGAUAGUGUUAUAAAUAGUCAAACAGCAACAACUAUAAAUACAAAUCAUAAUUCUCUUAUGGGAUCAGUACAACGUGGACCAGUUUUACCUGUUGUUGUACAAAAACCAUUCCGUGAAGAUGUACCAGAUAAAUUUAAUUUAUUUGAUUUACCACAACAACGACCAACUUUAGAAGCAGGUAUUUACAUAAAUAAAAACAAAGACAAAAACUAUUAGCACAAGCUCUGAAGAAUUAAAAUGUAAAACACGAUGUAACUGUUCUUGCUAAUCAUAGAGAGAGAGAGAUUGUUUUAUUCUAUCUAUUUUCAAACACAUUUCUUCACUAUCCUUUUACUUAAAAUUCUCCAGGAUUGGCGAUGGCGGCUACAAAAGUCUUAUGCAAGAAGGGUUCCCAGAUGAUAAACUGCUUUUAAGCUAGAACUAUAUUCAAUGGAUAAGGUCUAGAGAGCAAGAAGAUACCCUCGAAUGAUUCGAACAGCUGGGUCUUUGUUGCUGAGAUAUCGAAUUUUUAGUGGACGUUUCCUGUAGAGCUUCAGUUUUCAAACGAAAUCAUACUUUUGAGUUUUGAUCUGAAACUUUGCCCAUAUAAAGGUACCAAUUAGGCUAACUUGUAGAAUUUGUGUCUUUAUGUGAAAAAAGUUUCAAAUCAAAAUUCAUAACUAUAAUUUCGUUUGAAAACUGGGGUCCUACAGGAAACAUCGACUAAAAAUUUGAUAUCUCAGCAGUAAAGUUCCAGCUGCUCGAAUUACUCUAGAAUAUUUAUCUACUCGCUAAGCCCUAUCGAUUGAAUAUAGUCUCAGCUUAAAAAUGAUUUAUCAUUCGACGGCCUUCUCUCGUCAGGCUUCGGAGAGAAUCCAAAUUGUUACUCUGAUACUUUAAUACUUCUUUUUGAUCGUAUUUCAUCAAAAGAAUGAUUUUC